ACCGCACGCGCUACAUAACACUUAGCAAGCAGGUCGUUAGAAACUUCCAACAGUAUGAGAUAUGUCUUAGUGAGAGAAUGCUAAUGGACAGUUUUGCAAUGCCAGGACCUUUGGAAUGUUAUAAAAAGGCGGAUUUACAGUUAGACUGAGUUAGUUGCGUGGUGUCUGUUGUGUAUUUGGAGGCUGGUUUGAUUUAGCUUAGCGUAGAGCAGGUGUGAUACACUUGGUCUAGACUGCUUCAUCAGGUAGAUAGAGUAUGGAUCCAUUGGGUGCACGCUCCCAGUUUGUGAUUGUGGAGACUCUACCCACCUGGGACCAGCCUGAAGACGUGGUUGAUGGCAAGGAGGAAGCAAAAUUUUAUGAGGGAGAAGAGGUUGACGAGCUGACUGAUUUAAACCACAUAAACACUCCAGUUUCUCCAUUUCCAUUCAGAGAGGAUAUCAACAGGAAGAUUAUUCUAUUCAAAGGCGAUGUGGCACUUUUAAACUGCACUGCCAUCGUGAAUACGAGCAACGAGACUCUUACAGACAAGAACCCGAUCUCAGAGAGCAUUCACAGACAUUCUGGCCCUGAGCUCAGGGAUGAACUUUUCAAACUGAAAGGAUGUCGAACAGGGGAGGCGAAAAUGACAGAAGGCUUUAACUUGGCUGCACGAUUUGUUAUACAUACAGUUGGCCCCAAAUAUAAAGUCAAGUAUCGCACAGCUGCUGAGAGCUCCUUAUACAGCUGCUAUAGAAAUGUCAUGCAACUGGCCAAAGAGCAUGGUAUGGUCUCCGUGGGUCUUUGUGUGAUCAGUACCUCAAAGAGAGGAUAUCCACUUGAAGAUGCUACUCACAUAACGUUUCGGACUGUACGCAGGUUUCUCGAGAACCAUGGAGAAAGCAUAGAGACUGUAGUGUUUGCAGUGUCAGAUACUGAGGAGGCAGCAUAUAAGAAGUUGCUGCCACUUUAUUUCCCACGCUCAAAGGAGGAGGAGCGAGCCAGUCUGCCCCUGCUGCCUGCUGACAUCGGGAAUGCAGAGGGGGAGCCGGUGGUUCCUGAGAGGCAGAUCCGCAUAACGGAGAAGCCUGGCAGCCUGGAAGAUGGCUCCGAUGACGACUCUGAAGACUCAGACAUGGGACUGGUUGGUAAUCACGCUUUUGCAAGAAUGGAAGGAGAUGUGGAUAAGCAGCGAAGGCUCAUUAUUCAGGGUCAGCUUUCUGAAGCAGCUCAGCAAAAACAGCACCAAAGAAACUAUACCCGUUGGCUGUGCAGAGCGCGAGCGGAGGACCUCUCGGACAUAGCGGCGCUAAAGGCCUUGUAUCAAACCGGUGUUGACAUGUGUGGCAGAACAGUAAUGGUGGUGGUGGGCAGAAACAUACCAGUAACUCUUAUUGAUAUGGAGAAGGCUUUGUUAUAUUUUAUCCAUGUGAUGGACCACAUCACCGUAAAGGAAUACGUGAUGGUGUACUUCCACACUCUCACCAGUGAACAUAAUCACCUAGACACUGACUUCCUCAAGAGGCUCUAUGAUAUUGUUGAUUUGAAGUUUAAAAAAAAUCUGAGGGCUUUCUACUUCGUUCAUCCCACGUUUCGCUCUAAGGUGUCCACAUGGUUCUUUACUACAUUUAGUGUUCCUGGGAUAAAGGAGAAGGUUCAUCACAUAGAGAAUCUACAACAGCUCUUCACUUGCAUCUUACCUGAACAGAUAGACAUUCCCCCCUUUGUGCUGGAAUACAACAGCAGGAUGAAUGGCUCAUUCUGAACUUCCCACUCAUCAAGACUAUAAAAUAAGCCUUGCAGUUGGUUUUAACUAAGCCUUCUUUGAAUGCCCGGCAUUUAGUUGAACUUUAUGAGGAUGUUGGCAUGUUCAAGCCUGUCCCUCAUGUUACAAUGAUGCAUGUGAAACUGCUGAAGAAGACUGACUCAAUGGUAUCUUCUCCGCUCAUGAAGUUUGCCGUGCUGCAACACUUUGCACUGGUAACAUUUCACUGACUGAUGCAUGUGAUUGUCUGACUGACCAGAAAAGCAGAAAGGUAAAAUGUUAACUGCUUUUGAAUGUCUACAGCGUUCUUGCAGUGUAAAAAACAGUUCUACAUUCUCUAAAUAAUCAAUCAUCUGUAAGGCUUUCUUUUAUUCUUAAUGCACACAAUCUGGUUACUCCCUAUGUAAACUACAUGCGUAAGCUGCUUUAUUUCUGAAUGUGAUUUGAUACAAAUUGUCAUGACUGAACCGUGGCCAAAUGAAAUUUAAAUGGCGCAAGUUAAAAUCGUAGUUCUUUAAGUAUUUAAUUAAAUAUUUUUUAUGUUCUCUUUCUUGCACACUAUUAUUGAAUAAUAAUUUUCUCAUAGAGACAGUCUGGAUUUUUGUAGUAGCCCUUUACACUUCAGCCUUUUUAAAUAGUUUUCUCUUUGUGUCUAAUUCCAUAGAAUCUUUUUUGUCAGCUUUGGAAUAUUUUAUUAUAUGUUUUAGUCUUUUAUAGACCAUUCUGGCCCAGGUACAUGAGAAUAAAGAGUUGUAAUGAAAAAGUACUUUGUUUGUUUGCAUCUAAUACACUAUUAGAACGCUGUUUGCUCUAGGUACACCUGAUGAUGUGAAAGGAAAACUAGAAUAAGUGUGAUUUCUAUUGUGCUGAGUGAGAAGUCAUUCAAUUUACUAAAGGUGGUGAGCUUUUUAUAUCAUUAUUUUAAUGAAUUGUAAAUGUAUCAGUAUUUGCGAUCAAAGGCAUCGAUUAGAAGGUUGUAAUCCUCACUCUUUUGAUAUUUUGUUAUUAUAAGAACUCUUACAGAAAUUUACAAUGAAAAGUUUUUAAUGUGCACUAUCCAGUGGAACCCAUCUGGUGUCCAAACGCUUUAUUUCUGUAAUUAUUCUCUACAUACUGUAUAUUGUACAUAGAUUGCUGUCCCAGUGGUAAUAUUUUUUGCUGUAUAUCGAAGCAUUUAAAAUAUCCUUUUAGAUUAAUAUAAGACAAAUAAAUACCCUUUCCUCUUA
Clarias gariepinus (North African catfish) is the source of this 2970-nucleotide messenger RNA. RefSeq names its product ganglioside induced differentiation associated protein 2 (gene gdap2). The record is from RefSeq and is a predicted model, not a curated record. The transcript is spliced from 14 exons. The coding region runs from base 257 to 1744 and encodes 495 amino acids. NCBI's taxonomy places the organism in Eukaryota, Metazoa, Chordata, Actinopteri, Siluriformes, Clariidae.